UUAUUUUGACGAUGGCGGAAGAUCGGAGUCCGAAAAUUCUGAUCUUUCGUCUUCAUUGAACUGAGAAUCAAAUCGAAAAUGGAAACUAAUCCCCGAACCCUAGCUCCCGGUUUGAAUCUUCUCUCUGCAACCAUAACCUCUCAGAGAAGCAUAGUUUUCUAUCAGACUCUAGUUCUUCUCAUUACUUUCUCCGCAUACGCAGCUUUCCAUGCCUCUCGGAAGCCUCCAAGCAUCGUGAAGAGCGUGCUUGGUCCCGAUGUUCAAUCGGGCGACACUGAAUUAGACAGAAAUUCGAGCUCAAUCAACACAGGAUGGGCUCCGUUCGAUGGAAGACAUGGGCCACACAGGUUGGGAGAGCUCGAUCUCGCUUUCCUCUCUGCUUACUCGAUUGGAAUGUAUUUCGCUGGACACAUUGGAGAUCGGAUAGAUCUCCGGCUUUUUCUUUCUUUCGGAAUGUUUGCUAGUGGAAUUUCUACAGUUGUUUUUGGUUUAGCGUAUUGGUGGAAGAUUCAUACUUUAGGGUUCUUCUUGCUGGUUCAGAUCGUCAGUGGAUUGUUUCAGUCAACGGGUUGGCCUUGCGUUGUCUCUGUUGUAGGGAACUGGUUCGGGAAAUCAAAGAGAGGAUUGAUAAUGGGGAUCUGGAGUUCGCACACUUCUGUUGGGAAUAUGUUGGGUUCAGUCAUUGCCUCUUCAGUCUUAGCUUUCGGUUGGGGUUGGUCCUUCGUAUUGCCUGGAAUUUUACUUAUAUUUGUCGGAUUAGUGGUUUUUCUGUUCCUCAUCGCGACUCCGGAAGAUGCAGGGUUUGAAUCCCCGGUAAACGAUGUGGAGAUGAGAUCAGAAGCUGAGUAUGUGGUAGCUUCGGAGGAAUUCAAAAGGGAAGAAGAGGGUCUCCUUCAAUCUGGGUCUCCGGGUUCAUCAGCUGCGAUUGGAUUCUUGGAGGCUUGGAGGCUACCGGGUGUGGCACCGUAUGCUUUCUGCCUCUUUUUCUCCAAGCUCGUGGCUUAUACUUUCUUGUAUUGGUUGCCCUUCUAUAUAAGGCACACAGAUGUUGCUGGAGUGCAUUUAUCACAUGAAACUGCUGGAAUGCUUUCGACAAUAUUUGAUGUUGGAGGGGUAUUCGGUGGCAUCUCGGCUGGAUACAUUUCUGAUAGGAUCGAGGCUCGUGCUGUUACUUCAAUUCUAUUCUUGAUAUUCUCAGUCCCAGCCCUUAUUUUGUACCGAACUUAUGGAAGCAUCUCUAUGUACUCCACCACUGGAUUGAUGUUUCUAUCUGGAUUGCUUGUGACUGGUCCAUACUCACUUAUUACAACAGCUGUUGCUGCUGAUCUGGGGACACAGAGCUUGAUCAAAGGGAAUUCCCGGGCUUUGGCUACGGUGACAGCCAUCAUAGAUGGCACUGGUUCAGUUGGGGCAGCUUUGGGUCCUUUACUUACUGGAUAUAUUUCCACGACAGGAUGGAACAGUGUAUUUCUUAUGCUUAUUGUCGCCAUUCUUCUUGCAAUUUUAUUCUUGAUUCGCCUUGCACGAGCUGAGAUUAAUAGUAACUUGAGCGAGGGAAAAUGGUUCUGGGAAAGGAUGCCAGUGAGGUGAGAGCAACCUCUCUUUGCCUUGGCACCAUUCAUGUAUGUUUUUGCACUACACAUUUUCUAUACCCAGUUAAUCUUUUGAUCUGUAGUUAUUCAUGUAAAAUUAGUACCCACAUUACAAAUGAAAAUCUUCAUUUUUCUCCCAUUUUGCUAAGGGAGGUCUGAGAUACUGUUGUAACAUGUUGUAAUCAUUACUGCUUCAAUGUUAGGUUUGGGAUUUUCUUGUAAUUAUAACUAUUUGACCGCAAUAGGAAUACCAAAAUAUUCUUAACCCUUGGGAUUCCUAA
Telopea speciosissima is the source of this 1873-nucleotide messenger RNA. Its product is annotated as putative glycerol-3-phosphate transporter 5. Gene Ontology annotation, biological process: transmembrane transport; phosphate ion homeostasis. The record is from RefSeq and is a predicted model, not a curated record. Gene Ontology annotation, cellular component: membrane. Gene Ontology annotation, molecular function: transmembrane transporter activity. The transcript has 2 exons. Lineage: Eukaryota; Viridiplantae; Streptophyta; Magnoliopsida; Proteales; Proteaceae. The coding region runs from base 79 to 1590 and encodes 503 amino acids.